Messenger RNA from Biomphalaria glabrata, 1565 nucleotides. RefSeq names its product ruvB-like 1. The transcript is spliced from 10 exons. Gene Ontology annotation, cellular component: Swr1 complex; R2TP complex; Ino80 complex. Gene Ontology annotation, molecular function: DNA helicase activity; ATP binding; ATP hydrolysis activity. Bases 65 to 1435 code for a protein of 456 amino acids. Gene Ontology annotation, biological process: chromatin remodeling; box C/D snoRNP assembly; regulation of transcription by RNA polymerase II. The record is from RefSeq and is a predicted model, not a curated record. Lineage: Eukaryota; Metazoa; Mollusca; Gastropoda; Planorbidae.
GUUUUCGGCUGGUAAUUGCUUGUUGCCGCUUGUGCGCGUGUGUUCAUUACUACGAUUGUUGAAAAUGAAAAUUGAAGAAGUUAAAAGUACAUCAAAAGCUCAAAGGAUAGCUUCGCAUAGCCACAUAAAAGGUUUAGGACUUGACGAAAAUGGUUAUGCCAUACAAUCAUCAUCUGGUCUUGUGGGACAAGAGCUGGCUCGAGAGGCAGCCGGUGUUGUUGUUGAACUUAUUAGAUCCAAGAAAAUGGCUGGAAGGGCAGUCUUGCUGGCUGGUCCACCAGGAACAGGAAAGACAGCCAUAGCCUUAGCAAUUGCACAGGAACUCGGCUCCAAGGUUCCAUUUUGUCCCAUGGUAGGAAGUGAAGUAUAUUCUUCAGAGAUAAAAAAGACAGAGGUUCUGAUGGAAAACUUCAGGCGGGCUAUUGGACUUCGGAUCAAAGAAACCAAAGAAGUUUAUGAAGGGGAAGUAACUGAACUCACACCAGCAGAAACAGAAAAUCCCAUGGGAGGUUAUGGUAAAACAGUCAGUCAUGUUGUUAUUGGCCUAAAGACUGCCAAGGGAACAAAGCAACUCAAACUUGACCCCUCCAUCUAUGAAAGUUUACAGAAAGAGAAGGUGGAAGUUGGAGAUGUUAUUUAUAUUGAGGCUAACAGUGGAGCUGUGAAGAGGCAAGGUAGAUCUGAUAAUUAUGCCACAGAAUAUGAUCUUGAGGCAGAAGAAUAUGUUCCCCUACCCAAAGGAGAUGUCCACAAGAAAAAAGAAGUGAUUCAGGAUGUUACACUCCAUGAUCUAGAUGUUGCUAAUGCUAGACCACAGGGGGGACAAGAUAUUAUGUCUAUGAUGGGACAGUUGAUGAAACCUAAGAAAACUGAGAUCACAGAUAAAUUACGCAAAGAAAUCAACAAAGUUGUCAACAAAUACAUUGACCAAGGCAUUGCUGAGCUAGUCCCUGGUGUUCUGUUUAUUGAUGAAGUCCACAUGUUAGAUAUUGAAUGUUUCACUUACCUACACAGAGCUUUGGAAUCCACAAUAGCACCCAUUGUCAUAUUUGCCACAAACAGGGGGAAAUGUGUUAUCAAAGGAACUGAAGACAUUGUUGCUCCCCAUGGGAUGCCUUUAGAUUUAUUAGACAGAAUUAUGAUUGUUAGAACACUCCCAUAUUCUCAAGAGGAAAUGACACAGAUAUUAAAGAUUAGAGCACAGAUAGAAGGAAUUCAGAUAGAUGAUGAGGCUUUGAAAAAAUUAGCUAUGACAGGAGUCAAAUCAACAUUAAGAUAUGCUGUUCAGAUGUUGACUCCAGCCAAUGUUAUGUCACGGAUCAAUGGCAAAGACUCAGUGACCAAGGAAGAAGUGGAAGAAGUUGGAGAUCUAUUCUUUGAUGCCAAGUCCUCGGCCAAGAUUCUGGCUGAACAAGAAGAUAAAUACAUGAAAUAAUUGUUUGUGUUUUUUUUACUGAUUGUUUACCCUUGUGACAAGAUGGACAUUUUCAAGUGAAUGAUAUUUUUCAUUUUGUAUUCAUUAUUUUAACAUUGUGUAUUAAAUAGUGAAUUUGGUCAUUAAGUUA